This is a messenger RNA of Orycteropus afer afer, 669 nucleotides long. RefSeq names its product RAB9A, member RAS oncogene family (gene RAB9A). Gene Ontology annotation, molecular function: GTPase activity; GTP binding. NCBI's taxonomy places the organism in Eukaryota, Metazoa, Chordata, Mammalia, Tubulidentata, Orycteropodidae. The record is from RefSeq and is a predicted model, not a curated record. Gene Ontology annotation, cellular component: late endosome; phagocytic vesicle; lysosome. Gene Ontology annotation, biological process: retrograde transport, endosome to Golgi; Rab protein signal transduction.
GAAGUCAAAGAUCUGGUGAUUAACAAUGGCAGGAAAAUCAUCGCUUUUUAAAGUAAUUCUCCUUGGAGAUGGUGGAGUCGGGAAGAGUUCUCUUAUGAACAGAUACGUAACCAAUAAAUUUGAUACCCAGCUGUUCCAUACAAUAGGUGUGGAGUUUUUAAAUAAAGAUCUGGAGGUGGAUGGACAUUUUGUGACCAUGCAGAUUUGGGACACAGCCGGUCAGGAGCGGUUCAGGAGCCUGAGGACGCCGUUUUACAGAGGUUCUGACUGUUGCCUGCUGACUUUUAGUGUCGAUGAUUCUCAGAGCUUCCAGAACUUGAGCAAUUGGAAGAAAGAAUUCAUAUAUUACGCAGAUGUGAAAGAGCCAGAAAGCUUUCCUUUUGUGAUUUUGGGAAAUAAGGUCGACAUAAGUGAGCGACAAGUGUCUGCAGAAGAAGCCCAAGCUUGGUGCAGGGACAACGGCGACCAUCCUUACUUUGAAACAAGUGCAAAAGACGCCACUAAUGUCGCAGCAGCCUUUGAGGAGGCGGUUCGAAGAGUCCUCGCUACUGAGGACAGGUCAGAUCACUUGAUUCAGACAGACAUGGUCAAUCUGCACAGGCAGCCCAAGCCUAGCUCGUCUUGCUGCUGAUCUGUUAUUAAAGAGAUGGCAGGGUGUUCCAACCGAUA